CCAUCUGGAAAGGCGGAAAGGCAAAGAGAAAGAUCAGAACACUGGAGGCCUGGGUUUGCGGGCUGGAGGAGGUUAGGGGCCGCAAACGGAAAGCUGCACAAAGAUAAUCGGCUGUCGCAGGAAAAGGUAGUUUGCCCGAGUACACUGGAGCACCUGGCACCAUCCAGGCACUAACCAUUAAGUUCUUCCCGGUCCUCGAUUCCCCGGGUGCGAUAUCGGUGCCAUCUUGGCUUCUCCUGGGCUGAAGGUUCAGUCCCUGCUGUCGAUGAAACGGCGCGCCUCCGCAGACUCUGAGCUGCGACCUGCGGUAAUCCCCGGUAGGGACAAGAAGUGCAACGCCUCUUGAGAAAAGUCCAAGUACUCCAAAAUUUUAGCAAUGACUCCACCACCUCAGAGUGCAAGUGUAGACCGCAGCCCAGUGCUUAGUGCAUCCAAGAAUGUUAAUGUUUACACUGCAUGGGCUCUGGCCGCGACAGUGGCUCUGCUGUGCUCCACCUCGGGGCUUCUGGUUACAAGUACUCUACACAAGCUUAAGUGUUCCCUGUGUUGGGCUCCUGCUGUGGGCCUGGGCAAGUUUCCACCUUUUCCCUGCCUCCUCCUUCUUCCACAUUUUCUCCCAUUUUCUAGAAAUAAAAUCGUAAUCUUGUGCUCAGAAAUAAAUAAAACUUUAUUGUUAAAUAAAAGAGGCAGGCCAGAAUGAGGACUUUAUGGUUCUCCCUUCAAGAUGUGUUUUGCAGACGCUCCAGAAGAUGUUAAUAUCCUGAGCAUUGGAAAUAGCUUCCAAUAAUAGGCCCUAUGCUUGGUAUCGUACUAUGAUAUUGGUCUAUCCUAUUUUUCCCUUUGCAACUAUCAUUAUCUUCAGCACCAUUUUAUGAAAGAAAUUUUCAUGGGCCGCUAAGGGUGUCUGUCAUGGGGCUUAGGUACCUUACCUACUGUAUCUAAUGGAUAAGUGCCCCUGCCUCAUAUUUCUGCAAGAUGGCUAAGAAAUCAGCUAAAAAAAAAAAAAAAAAAAAGGUGAUUAAACAAUUCACUUUCAAAAAGAUGUCAAGGGAUGGCAAUCUCACAGCCGCUCUCUGACUUCAACCAAAAUGUUGCCUCCUCCAUCUGACUUUUGUUGGAGUCUGCACCCCUCUCCUUCUCUUGCCUAAUCAGUUCAUGAUCAAUUUUCAGCCUUGGAUCAAAUGCUGCAUGAGAGACAUGUAAGAGUUUUAAUCAUGGGGUGCAGUAGACUAGCUGAGACAUCUGUGACAGCUCGAUGUUCUUCCACAUCUCAGAUUUCUACAGUGUACCCCAGUGUUUUCUCACCUUCAGUCACUCAUAGGCACCUUAGGUACCCAAUGGAACCCUCGUCCUAAGCAAAAAUAGCCACAAAUCACGGCCUGAUGUAACAGAUUUAUGUGAGCAGCGACCCUAGAACCAGACUGGAUAUCUGAAUCAUGGCUUCACUCACCACCUGCUAGCUGGCUAAUCUGGGAAAGAGAGAGAGUGAUUGUUAUCCUCCGGGAGCAUGUAAUGAAGAUAGAGCAUCUUCUUGUGAAAACAAUACAUGUACCACGUUUCUAUGUACGUAUAUGUGCUUCCGUCAGUAAGCCUAUGUUGGCUGCUGCAUGUAUGAGCCCUGGGCCAGGAAAUGUGCCAGAAGACUGUGUCUUUCACUCAGCAGAUCGAUUUUCUUUCUUGGCCUAAUAUAUUUUAUUCUUAGAUACCAGAUAAUGUAAUAAACAUUACCAUGUAUUAAGUACCUACUCUGGACCCAACCCAAGAACAAGCCUUAUGAAAGUGAUAUAAGCAGGGGCACGAUGGUGUAAUUCACAUUUUCAUCAUCAGAUCACUCUGGCUGCUGGGUGGAGAAUGUUUAUAGGAGAAAAAAGGUGAAAGCAGGGAGACAGGACAUUAAUGCAUUAUCCCAGGUUUAAGAUGACAGUGAUUAUCUUAGGCAUGUCAGAGAAAAAAAUUAAAGGUUUGGGAAUGGGUUUCUGAGGUGGGGUCAACAGGAUUUGCUGAUAAAUUGACUAUUUGGAGUUGAAGAAAAAGAAUAAGACAGUCUAUAUGUAACCAAGUACCUCUUUUUUAAAGACUCAAAUGAAUUAUUUUUUCCUUUUUCCUUUCCUCACACCUCCUACUUAGCUCUUUGGGAAUGCCAUUAUAACCUUUACCUUCUCUCCACCAGACACUCCCUACACAGCAAGCUUAUCUAACUACGUGUUUACUUAGAAGUUACAGAGACUGAACCUUAAAGCAAACCAGGAACCUCCAGAACUCUCUCCUACCAGGAGGCAAAUUGAGAUUGCCUCAAUUUACAACCUAGCUCUGCCCAUGACGGUGCCAGCCAGACCACCUGAUAGAUAAGACAUCCGAAGCAAGUCACACAGACUCCACACUCCAUCGCCCUCUCCCCUGCAUGUCGUUCAUGCCAAGCCCCCCUUUCAAAGCUCCUGCCUUCUGCCCCAAAGGCUGUAGUGGCUUCCUUAAGGCAGCCUGUACUAAUCCCCUCAGCUAGCUCUGGAAUAAAGCCACUUUCUUUUACCAGAUGUCAUUCUUGUUCAUUGGACUUUGCAAGUGGCGAGCAGUUAGAGCUGUGUUCAGUUACACGUAUGCUUUGCCUCAUUGAACUCUCAUGAAAACCCAAUGAUCGAGACACUGUUGUUAUCUCCAUUUUAUAGGUGAAGAAGCUAAGAACCAGAUAGAUUCAUCCAGUGUCCCAGGACACACAGUGAGUCAUGCUUCGGAUCUGUGCUCCUAGCUGAUGCCUCCCAUUACUAGUAGUCCUUUCCUGCUCCCUACAAUGUACAUUUCUUCAUUUCUUUUUCAAUUUUCUUAUUAUCUAUUUUUCUUCUUCUUCCUCUCUCUUUUUCACUAGGGAUAGAAUGCAAGGAUCUCACUUAGCCUAGUGGAUGGCAGUCAAUUAAUGGGGCGAGUGGCUUAGUCCUGCCAUACUGGUUCCCUGCAUGCUGCCAAGUGCAAGGGCUUUUCCAUGCUCAGAAUCACCAUGAAGACCAGAGCUCUCUCUCGCUGCAGACGCCACGGGGUUUGUGUAAGGGGCGCAGCACUCCAGCCAUGGCACGUUCGCUCGUCCAUGACACCAAGUUCUACUGCCUGAAUGUAUACCAGGUAAAAAUAAGCUCCACACCUGAGCUGGGGGCAGCAUCAAGGGUAGAAGGCCAUGUUGGCCAAGGAGCUCCAGGCCUCAUGGGUAAUAUGAACCCUGAGGGCGGCGUGAACCACGAGAAUUACAUGAACCGCUAUGGCGGCAUGAUCCACGAGGGCGGCGGUGGAAACCAGGGGCCUAGGCAGCUGCAGCAGCCCCUGGAGGAGCCGGCCCAGGCGGCCAUGGAGGAUCCGCAGCCCGAGAACAUGCAGCCACGAAUUCGGCGCAAGAAGUUCACGCCGUUGCAGGUGCAGGAGCUGGAAAGUGUUUUCCAACGCACUCAAUACCCUGAUGUGCCCACAAGAAGGGAACUUGCCGAAAACUUAGGUGUGACUGAAGACAAAGUGCGGGUUUGGUUUAAGAAUAAAAGGGCCAGAUGUAGGCGAUAUCAGAGGGAAUUAAUGCUCGCCAAUGAACUACUUGCUGACCCAGACAACUGUGUCUACAUCAUCUUGGACGAGCCCUAGAAUGCCAUCCUUCUUCAGGAGCUAGUUUGGAGAUGGGUUUUUCUGGUGCCACUGACACCUGGGCUGCCCAUGCCGCUCAGGCUACCCUUAUUCUCCUCUGAACUUAUGUUAUCAAUAAAGAGGCAAAUUC
Molecule: messenger RNA, 3745 nt
Organism: Macaca mulatta (Rhesus monkey)
Lineage: Eukaryota; Metazoa; Chordata; Mammalia; Primates; Cercopithecidae
Source: RefSeq, a predicted model, not a curated record